Messenger RNA from Betta splendens (Siamese fighting fish), 4183 nucleotides. It is a transcript of the gene jupb, whose product is annotated as junction plakoglobin b. Gene Ontology annotation, biological process: cell adhesion; positive regulation of transcription by RNA polymerase II. Gene Ontology annotation, cellular component: catenin complex; adherens junction. Gene Ontology annotation, molecular function: cadherin binding; transcription coactivator activity; alpha-catenin binding. The transcript has 17 exons. NCBI's taxonomy places the organism in Eukaryota, Metazoa, Chordata, Actinopteri, Anabantiformes, Osphronemidae. Bases 601 to 2847 code for a protein of 748 amino acids. The record is from RefSeq and is a predicted model, not a curated record.
UGGAAUUUGUGUUGCGUAAUAUAGACGCACGAUGCGCGUGGCACGAGCCCAAAAUAUAUUUUCUGGUCUCCAUAAGUCAGAAAUAAUGUGACACACAGACACGUGCCCGUUUUCGUCGUUUCGCCAUUCCUUGAUGUACGGACCAUUGUAAUUCUACGUGCUUCGAGCCGAGUGACAGGUGGACGGGUUCGUGCGUGGACCGCGGCUGACGCGACGGACUCCACGGUCAUGACACGGUGAGGUCCAAUCGGCUGCUAAAUCAAAUCCACCGGCUCGUUUGCGGUCAGCCUCCGACACGAGGCGCGCGGCUCCAGCGACGCCCCUUCCUCAGUGAUGACGCCGAAGCAGCCGAGCCGCCGUCUCCGCCGGUUCGCCCCUCUCACUCCGCCCCGCUGAACUGCGUGCGACGCAUCGUCUCUGAGGGAAGGCGCGGAGGCGAGCGAGCCAACAUAUCCGCACCUGACCUGCGCCGAUCGUGGAUUUAAGCGACGAGGCGAACGGGAGUCGACGCGUCGCCGCCGUGACAGGAGCCGCGCCACACUGCCGUCUAGUUAAAAGCAGAUCAAAGGUCAGUGAAGGCAGCGGUACCAGGGGACAGACAUGAUGCCCAUGCAAAUGAGUGAGGCAGACAGUGUGAUGAAGGUGGCAGAGUGGCAGCAGACCUACUACGCCUCAGACUCUGGCAUUCAAUCCGGAGCCACCACAGUGCGGGAUGAUGAAAGCGGUACAGAAUACAGCAGCAGCAGGAAAUACACAGACAGUACUACAGCCACAACAAAUAAUCCUGCUACUGGAGGAGGAGACGCGGCGGCUGGGAGACUAGAGAGCCCAAGUACAAAUUUAGAUGCUCAAUACUCACUAACACGAGCUCAGCGUGUCAGGGCUGCCAUGUUCCCAGAGACCUUAGUGGAAGGCGAGGCGGCCAUGCCGGUCCAGUCAGAUCCUUCACAGCAGAGCAAUGUGCAGCGACUAGCCGAGCCCUCGCAGCUGCUAAAGACGGCCAUCGUCCACCUGAUCAACUACCAAGACGAUGCAGAGCUGGCCACCAGGGCGGUGCCAGAGCUCACCAAGCUGUUGGCAGACGACGACCCCAUCGUGGUGAACAAGGCGGCCUUGAUAGUCAACCAGCUGACCCGUAAGGAGGCGAGCCGGCGAGUGCUGGUGCAGUCCCCAGCGCUGGUGGGAGCUGUGGUUCACGCCAUGACGGCGGCAGUCGACACGGAAACAGCACGUUGCACAGCCAGCGUGCUCCAUAGCCUGUCUCACCAGAAGGAAGGACUGCUGGCCAUAUUUAAGUCUGGAGGGAUACCAGCACUAGUCCGUAUGCUGAGCUCACCAGUAGAAUCAGUCUUAUUUUAUGCUAUUACCACCCUGCACAACUUGCUGCUGCACCAAGAGGGGGCCAAAAUGGCGGUUCGCCUUGCGGACGGUCUACAGAGAAUGGUUCCCUUACUGAAGAAAAGCAAUCCCAAGUUCCUGGCCAUCACCACCGACUGUCUCCAGCUUCUGUCCUACAGCAACCAGGAGAGCAAGCUCAUCAUCCUAGCUAACGGAGGCCCAGAGGGCCUGGUGUUCAUUAUGAGGAACUACAACUAUGAGAAGCUGCUGUGGACCACCAGUCGUGUUCUCAAAGUGCUGUCUGUCUGUCCCAGCAACAAGCCGGCAAUAGUUGAGGCCGGUGGUAUGCAGGCUUUAGGCCAGCAUCUAACAGGAUCCAGUCAGCGCCUGAUCCAGAACUGUCUGUGGACGCUUCGCAACUUGUCGGACACCGCGACCAAACAGGAGGGUUUAGACGGGCUUUUGCAGAUUCUGGUCACUCAGUUGGGCUCAGAUGACGUCAACAUGUUGACCUGUGCAACCGGCAUCCUGUCCAACCUCACCUGCAAUAAUGCACGCAACAAGACUCUGGUGACUCAGUUUGGGGGUGUCGAGGCACUCAUCCAUGCGGUGCUUCGUGCUGGGGAGAAGGAGGACGUCGCUGAGCCGGCGGUCUGCGCUUUGCGUCACCUCACCUCCCGGCACCAAGACGCUGAGCUGGCUCAGAAUGCUGUGCGGCUCCACUAUGGGAUACCUGCUGUUGUCAAGCUGCUGGGACAGCCGCACUAUUGGCCUGUAGUAAAGGCCACUGUUGGACUGAUCCGAAACCUGGCGCUGUGCCCCACCAACCAGGCGCCACUGAGGGAAGCAGGUGCUAUUCCACGAUUGGUGAACCUGCUGCUGAAGUCCCACCAGGACACACAGAGACACAGCUCAGCUGCACAGCAGACAUACCAGGACGGUGUUCGUAUGGAGGAGAUCGUAGAGGGCUGCACCGGGGCGCUUCACAUCCUGGCUAGAGACCCCAUAAACAGAGGAGAGAUCGCCAGCAUGCAGACAAUACCGCUGUUUGUACAGCUGCUGUACUCGUAUGUGGAGAACGUGAAGCGUGUGUCUGCAGGCGUCUUGUGUGAACUGGCCCUGGACAAACAGUCUGCAGAGCUCAUCGAUGCCGAGGGAGCGUCAGCACCGCUCAUGGAGCUGCUGCACUCCAACAAUGAGGGAAUCGCCACGUAUGCGGCAGCGGUUCUGUUCCGAAUCUCUGAGGACAAGAGUUCAGACUACAGGAAGAGGGUGUCAGUGGAGCUCACACACUCACUGUUCAAACAUGACCCUGCAGCCUGGGACAUGGCUCAUACUGCUGUUCCUUUGGAGCCUUCAUAUCUUGCUGAAGAGUUAGAUGGCUCUUAUCCUUCCUAUGGCUACACUGACCUGCCUCUGGACACCCUACCGCUAGACCCUGACUUCCAUGACAGCUACAUUGCUGACAUGACCUAUGACCCAAGACAGGCUUAUCCUGAACCACUUUAACAGGAGAGGAACUUACUUACAAUCGGUUAAAGAGAGAGAAUGAGCAAUCAGCAAGAAGAAAAAUGAACAUAUGAUGAUUUUAAUAAAUACAGAAGUCUAUCUUUGUUGUUGCUAGGAAAAAAAAGACCUCUAAUGUUAAACUGUGUGAGAGUGAGUUGUGUUCUGAGGCAUUGUUGCGCGGGUAACUUUUUGAAGCAAUCGGAUUUGUCAGCUCAACGUAAGAGGAGCAGGAUGUCAAAGUGAAGCCUAUCAGUGAUACAAUUCAGAAUUGUACCUAUGAUACACAGUAACCUUUGCACCCGUGAUCAUCUCAUCAGAUAAUUUCAUAUUACUAAGACGUUUUAUCCCAACGGACGCUCACUAGAAGAACUAUUUUUAGUCUGAUGUCUUUGCUUAUGAAACACCUUUAGACGAACAGAAUUUCUCCCUCGUUGGCCACAGUGUUGCUACCAAACGCUACCCGUGUACCCCAGCCUUAACCUGCUCUUAUAGAUGUCUCCUCUUUGUAUUUGAACAGUGCACAUGUCCCAGGGUGUCCAUGUGUGGUCAUUGCAUGGUAAUGUAUCGUGUACUCAUUGAAAUAUUCCUUACAUACUAAGAAAAAAAAAUGACCUACGGGUUUACAAGCCAUUACGGAUUAUGCCGGUGGAGUGUGCACAACUGGACAACAAAUCCAGUCACGUCCCAGUCUCCCGGUCACCAAGUGAGUAUUCUGCCAACAUGUCAACGAGAGAUCAAACUUCUUCUGACAUCUGUGGGAUCAGACCACGAGUCCUACCGUAUUCCUACUGUUCGUGGUGAGACCCACUCACACUGCGUGAGGGCUGCAGGGUCUAAUGUGUAGUAUAGUGUACGUUCUGGUGCUCAGCACACAGCGUUUCCAUCCAGAUACAGUAGUAAUACUACCCAUGGUUUUAUUUAAUUCCAGCUGCAGUUUGAUUGUGGACAUCAUAGAGCGGACAGAAGCUACUCUGUGCUGGUUUGUAUAAAAGUCGUAAUGAAAUACUAUGAGUAGAAAGCACAACUACAAGGACUUAUCAUUCCUGUGGUGAUCUACCACAGCUGGACUGUUUCUAAAUAUGAACUUUAUAACCUUUUUAUUUUUUAGUAUUUGUUUCCCAUGCAUGGAAGACUCCCCAGUACUGCGGUACACUCGAAAGGCCCAACAAUCGAAUCAACGCCUACUCGGUUUAUGUAGUUUGUGUUUCUGUAUGCAGUUACUUUGUUGUCAUUGUUUGAAGGACAAGAAUUUUGGUCUUUGUGAACUAAAUGAGUUGUUUGUCAGUGUGACAUAAAUUUUCCAUGUGACAUUCAAAUAAACAUUUCUAUCACUAAA